CGAUCAAGGUGGUGGAGUGCCUGUGGUCCCAAUUAGAGAAUUGGUAGGUUAAUAUAAGACAAUUAACCUCAUAUGAACCCUUCGUUGAAACUAUCAUUAUAUAUGCGAUAAUUUAACCGAGGAUAAUUUAUAAAAUCGGUCAAGAAUUUGACUUUGAUUUUCUUUGUUUUUGUCUUAAAUAUCUGUAUGGCGUUUAAUAAGCCCGGGACGAGUGUACUAAUUCCGCAUGGUUUUUUGCACCCAAGAAAAGGAAAGCAUUAGAGAAGUAUUAGAGAAGUUUAAAGUUCAUAAAUAACCGCGGGCGCAUCACUGGGUUGACCUUCCACUUUAUAUCUCAAAAGUAUGGCGAUUUUCAUGCAGGAGUGAAUCAGUCGACUGAUGAGUGAUUUAAGAAAAAAAAAUAUCAAUGCGAAACUCGGAUAAUCGUUUAAUAGGAGGACCAGCCAAAAGUUUAUUUGUUUUUGCUUCCUAUAAAAGAUCAAAGGCAACAGAUUGCUGGAAAUCGUAAAACCUAAGGCAAGUUUGCUUUUAAAAUUGAUGUAUUUGUUUGCUCCAAUUAAAUAAAAAGAUUAUAUGUUGCGUAUAUAAAUAAAAAAAUACAAUGUAUUCAGUGCAUUGUUUUAAUAAAUUACCCUUUUCAUUUACCCAAUUUCGGUUAUUAGAAUAUAUAUUUGUGAAAUUAAUAAUAUAUUCGUAUAUAUUGGGGAAAUUCAUAAUUUUGCAGAUUAAAAGUGAUAAUUUCACGCCGUUUUGUUUUCAAUUCAAAAAAUCUAUAAAAAGUGCUUGUGUUACCAUGAAAACCACUUCAAAUACUCCAUGUUCAGGAAAUAAAGUAUAGUUUUGCUGGCAAAGCGAGGUGUUUCUGCAUGCAUGCAUGUAUUUCUAGUCAAUAACUGCAAUAACAAGUCAAUAACUCUAGUUUAUAUAAAGUAGCUGGAGAACUCAAUUUUAGAACGGCCCAUUUUAACUUUUAGAACUACUUAUUUUACAUUUAGAACUAGUCAUUUUGGAAAAUGGGACGCCUUACGAUGACCCCUGGUAUUUUGUUAAUUAAAACAAAGAACACAUUUGCGAAAAUUUUCGAGGAAAUGCUUGCCAAAAAGAGGCAAAAAUAUCCCGCAUUCUUUUGUCGUGCUCAGCCGAGUUAUUGGGCUCGGACUACAUAAACGACCAGUCAAAAGCGUUAUUAUAUAACGUAUAUAUCCAGGCCCUAAGAUAUCGUCCGUUGGGCGGCGGGGGGUCAUCUACAAAAAGGAACCAUACUAUCCUGAGUGUGGAGAGAACAAGCACAGCGAGUGAGUGAAAUAUUGUUUUUAACACGAGAAGAUAAAAGUCAUAUCUUCAAGCCACCGGUUAUGUUCUGUUUAUUAUAUAGUCCCAAUUAAAAAAUUGUGAAAUUUCACGCUCAAAAGCAAAUUGGAAAAAGUCACAUGACCGAUAUCUUCACUAGUGAAGAUAUGGAAAAUAUCUUACUGUGUAUUUUUCGGUAUCUCACUCUCUACUAUAUAAUAAAUAACAAUAUAUUGGAUGUUUUGAUCUAAACACGAACGGUCUGUGCCAGCGUAGGUAUAGUGAUAAAAAUUCAACUAUCUGAAAAAUAUAAGCAAAACUUCGACGUUUCGAGCGAAGGCCCCUUGUCGGGAAGUUAGUAGAGUACGAACCACCUAACGAACAGCCUUCGCUCGAAAUUGUACUUGUAUUUUUAGGUAGCUUAAUUCCAUUCAUGCAUUUAUACAGUUUUCCAAUGUUUUGAUGUAAAAUUUAACCAAUGUUUGUGGCUUUUGAGGUGCCUUGGUUUUUGGGGUAUACAAUUACAUGCUACCUAGAUGUAUAAAAGGAUGUUGAUAUAAAAUAUUAUAAUCUGUUAAAGUAAAUAAAUAAAUGAGGUCUAUCUUUUCUUCCUUUCAGCUUCGUUUCAGUGAUCAAACGGAUCGUAUGCUUCUGGCAAUUGCUGUUUUAGGAUGUUUUCUCUAUGGUAGCAUUACUCCUGGUCAAUUCAUAUUGCUUGGGUCAUUGACGCAGGACAUAGCCGAUUAUGGUAUUUGUAUAAGGAAUAACUGUAGCGAUCCGUUAGACCUUGAAGAUUCCAUGACAACUGUUUCGAUUUGGUACGUCGGCCUUGCUGCAGGCAACUUCUUCUUUUCCUGGUUGGGCAUCGGAUUAUUUGGCUAUAGCGCAGAACGACAAGUGCACAAAAUAAGGUUGGCUCUGUUCAGAAAUGCAAUCCAUCAGGAGAUCGGCUGGUUCGAUAAGCACUCGAGUGGAGAAAUACUCAGUCGACUGUCAGAGUAUGUUAUUCUUUCUUUCUUAGGAAUUGCAUGACUGUUCAUUAUUUCUAUACAGGUGGUUAUUGAUGCCGAAGAGAAACUGCGACCAGCAUAUUCUUACAAAAUCAACAAAGACAUGUCGAGACUACUUGCAGUUAGCAGUACAGAUGUAACACAUAGAACUAGUAAAUAACGUAACCUUGGCUCGCAAUCUGAGACCUUAUAUAGCUCAAUGGUUAGAGCGUCUGUCCGGUUAUCAGAAGGUUACGUGGUUCGAUUCCCGUUAGGGCUCAGAACAUUUCCAAAUAUCACAUAUAUCAACACUAUGUUUUUUGCAACCCAAAAUGGCAGAAGUAAAAAAUACGUGUUGUGACGUCACUUGCAAGAGCCCAAUACUGUCGUAGGCUAACUUUCAUUUUAAUCACCUUAGAGAUAUCAAUAAAAUUGGCGAUGGUAUUGGUGCCAAAUUUGGACGGAUAAUAUGUAGUUUGAUUGGCUUUUUUGUUGGCUAUAUAAUUGGCUUCGUUUAUUGUUGGCGACUAGCAUUUGUUAUGCUGUCUCAGCUUCCGCUACUCUUUUUAUGUGGUGGAAUGAUGGCGACG
Messenger RNA from Paramuricea clavata, 2869 nucleotides. NCBI's taxonomy places the organism in Eukaryota, Metazoa, Cnidaria, Anthozoa, Malacalcyonacea, Plexauridae. The record is from the annotation of a GenBank genome assembly.